CUAUAAUUGAAAUGGCGCGUUUAGCUAGAGGCAGGUUGUAAGGGCGCUUUUUGCAAUAGCAGAAUGCAUGUCGAUAGACGUCAUUUGGUUUUAAUGGCCUACAGGAAAUUUGGCAUUACAACCCGAGACAUUAGAAGACAGAGGACCGGGAAAAAAACGUUUGAAAACCGUAUGAAAAGUAUUCAAGGAGAACUGCGUUUCAACAUAUUUUUUUAUUGACAGUUUAUCAACAAGUUAUAGGCUACUGCGAUUUUAGUAUAGUAUGGGACAUAGGAAGCGAGUCUUGCUUUACUUAUUCAGCUAGGCUAGAUAAUGGAAAUGUAUGCCUUGCUCUAAAUGCCUGGGGAAAUAUUACAUCAGACGAAAUGACAAUGAUUAAAAUCUGCUUUUUUUCCUGCUCUAAAUCUAUUGAGCGACGUGACACUUGCCUGAUACUGAACAGCAUUUAACUAGCCUAUUACCCCUGCACCAUAACUUUUAACCGUUAAGGGGACCGGUAUAUAUGUUUUUUUACUUUUGAUGAAAUUAAUUGAAAAUAUAACGAUUAGUAUUUGUAUGUAGUCGUAAUUUUAAGAACAGAGACUAUAGCGUUUUCGUUUGAAAAAUCGCCUGGGCGCGAGUUGAGUUGAGCUAAUUGUAGCCUAAUCCUUGCCCCAGAGGCGUUUGGGCAGCCCGGAGCAAGAAUUCUUUUUUAGCUCUGCUGUUAUUUAGAGACGGAUUAUUGGCUUUCUUCUUCUCAUAACAGACCGGCAGUUUCAUUAAAGCAAAAAGACAGUCAAGAAGCUGAAAUACGAAGGAGGAUUUUAACAACAGGAAUUUGAAGUGUAGCCUAUACAAAUAAGAGCAGAGAGGGGGAAGGAGAUUUCUCAUAUGUACAAGAAAAUAGAGGCCUAUUUUUGUUUCGAGCUAACGUCUUCGAUGCUUAAAUAUUUUCACACCGCCAAUUUUCUCCCAAUGAGUCCGGAAGGAAGAAGCAUGUCACGCCUGUCUUUGACCCGGUCCCCGGUUUCUCCUUUGGCCGCACAAGGAAUUCCUCUACCGGCUCAACUGACUAAGGCGAAUGCUCCGGUACACAUUGAUGUCGGCGGACACAUGUACACCAGCAGCCUGGCUACUUUGACAAAGUAUCCAGAUUCCAGAAUCAGCCGUCUGUUUAAUGGCACCGAGCCCAUCGUCUUGGACAGCUUGAAGCAGCACUACUUCAUCGACCGGGAUGGGGAGAUAUUCCGGUACAUUCUCAGCUUUCUCAGGACCAGCAAACUGCUCCUCCCGGACGACUUCAAGGACUUCCACCUGCUGUACGAGGAGGCCCGGUACUACCAGCUGACGCCCAUGAUCAAGGAGCUGGAGCGCUGGAAACAGGAGCGGGAGCAACGAAGGAUGGCCCAGCCCUGCGACUGCCUGGUGGUCCGGGUGACCCCCGACCUGGGCGAAAGGAUCGCCCUCAGCGGAGAAAAGGUCCUCAUCGAGGAGAUCUUCCCAGAGACUGGAGACGUCAUGUGUAACUCGGUCAAUGCCGGCUGGAACCAGGACCCCACGCACGUCAUCCGCUUCCCCCUCAACGGAUACUGCCGGCUCAACUCCGUCCAGGUGCUUGAGCGUCUGUUCCAGAAGGGUUUCAGCGUGGCGGCGUCCUGUGGAGGCGGCGUGGACUCCUCCCAGUUCAGCGAGUACGUGCUGUGCCGCGAGGACCGGCGGAGUAUGUCCAUCAACACCCCCAUCAGGAUAAAACAAGAGCCUCUGGACUAGAGCACUCUGGGCGGAGGGACUAGCUACGAGGGGCUCUUCCACCUCACCAUCAGGACAGAUCCUAACCCUUGCCCACCCCCCAAGCCCUCUUCCACUCACCCCCACCCACUAUUACCCCCCACCCCUCAAGACAUCAGUCCAGCCAGAAACACCUAAGUAUUAGCAGAGGCUUGGUACAUUUUCCAGCUCUGCGCAACUCAGCGCUCUAAGGGGAAUGUAGUAUCAAACAAAGAAGAAGAAGUAAAAAGAAAAGAACGAACAAAAAACAAAAGUGUUUGAUUCUGUUUAAUAACACCCAAAGAAUAUGGGACAAUGACGAACAAAGGACUGACAGAAAGCAUCUCUCUCUCGCUCUCUCUCUCCCUAUUUCUCCUUCCCUCUGACCGUUAUAGCACCGUGACCAGUCACUUUUUUGUCCUCUCUUGUGGCUCUCUGACCUCCAGUGAAAUGGUGUGUUCCCCUCCACCCUCUCCCAGCCCAUCCACCCCCUCAGCGCAGCGCCCGGCAAGGUGUCAUCCUGUCCUGCAUCUGUGUGAGGCACACAUGUUGUGUCUGCCACACAUGUUGUGUCUGCCAAUGUGGCAGGUCUCAUCUAAGGAGCCUGACCUAACAGAGGUACUCUCCAAGGGCUGGCAGCCAGGAAAGAGGACUUGAGGAUCACACAGCCCUCUUCGACACACUGACUUCCGUUUCCCUCAAACCAGCCAACCAGCGGACCUUGGUCGCAAGAGCCUAGCCAAAACAAGUAUUGUUUUCCAAGAAUGAUUGGUGGUUAUUAUGAUUUUACUCACUGUUGUUUAUGACAACUGACUCUUACUCCUUUUUGCUGUUUUUAUCACAACAUGAUGUAAACAAAUUAUUAAUAGGGUUAUUCUGUGUGUGUCUUUCUCUCCUAUAUGAAGGAUGUAUAAACGUGUUCAGAACUCUUUAUGUUGGAGCGUUUGAGAGGAAGGGUUUUCUUGGGACGAUGUCUCCAUGCCGCAAGACGUGGCUAAAGCAGUCUGGCUGCGAAUGCAUUCAGAGCUGGAGAAGGUCUUGUUGUUUAAACAGGGCUACAAGGGAACCUAGAAACAAAUAUAAUUUAUCACACAAAAAAUGUGCUUUGGCAUUGGCCUAAUUAGCUGUAAAACAUAUCUUAGAAACUUCAAUUAAAUUUAAGAGAAAAGACUAGGAUGUUUGCAGCAAAAUAAUAUUUCCAAAAUGGAAACUCAGAAAUUAGGAAAAAGUAUAUCAAGGGGAAGUUGUCUAUGAAGGCUCUGAAUGUGUUUAAGGUUUGUUGCUGCCAGAAUGUUCAUGACUUGAGAACCAACUUGGAAAGCAGAGUUUUCCAGUAUGUCUCCAUGAUUGUGAGGAGGUGUACUCUAAAUGCUUGAGAUCUUUUGUUUGCACUUAAAACACGUUGUCCACAGAACUGUUCACGGUACCCCUCUGGAAAAAACGGUUGACGUAGCGAUGGUUGCCAAAUCAACCAUUUGUCUUGAAAGUUUUUGUGAGCACAUGGAAUCUUAUAAAGAGAAAAGUGGCCAAAAGAGAUAGCUAACUUUGUUGUCAAAGCAAAUCAGGUGCCUAUUCGUUGAUUGUACAAAGUACAAAAAAAAUAUUGUUUUCACAAUUGCUGUUUGUCUUAUUCAGAAGUAAAUUAUUUCAGUUGACCAGCCCUGAAAGGCUACAAAAUAUGCAUAGUCACAAUGCAAUUGAAGAAUUAAAAAACAUAUAUGAUGACAUCUUGGAAGCUUUAAUGUUGAACAUUUCAGUAGAGUCUCAGACAUAACCUUCAUAAACACUGGUUGUUUUUUAGGUUUCAAUAUCGUCACUUCUAAGACAGGAUUAUUUCAGUCGUUCUGCGUAUAGCAGAACCCACACUGAACUCUAUGCUAAGCAUCAGACCAUUGUUCAUAGAGAACAUAGAGUGGGAGGCUCUUAGUCUUAGACACACUGCGCUUCUCAAGCCUCAUAGUAUAUUCUCAACAUUUCUGGAUCAAAGAUUGGAACAAGAAAGACCAACUUUUCGUACUUUGUAUAUGUGUGUAACUUACAGAUGCUGUUUCUUCCAUUCCAAAAUACUGAUCAAAAAGAAGCCCGUUCUGAUCUGGGUGGGCAGAGGCAGUUAAUUUGAGUUUGGUUGGAAAUCUCCCUUGGGCAUUUUCAUUUCGACAGUCCAAAAAUGUUCAUUAAAAUGGGGAGCACUUUCAACAGCUCUCACAUAGAUGUAAUGUGUCCUCUUUCCAUCUCUCUACAUUCCCUGAUUAAACAACCCCAAGGAGUUGGGUGUAGCUGGGAGUCCAGCACAGACCUCCUGGGGGGGGCACCCCCAAUCAGGACCCUCUUUGUUCUGAUCUGCUUCUGGCCUGGUCCUUUACAUCCAGUCUCCUCAAAGGGAAUGACCAACCAGGCCUUUCAUGUGCUGAGGGAUGUUAGGCUUCAGAGGAGCUGCCCCCCCUCACAUAACCCCCCCAGGCUCCCAGCAUAGCAGUGCCAGUAGAGGCGUAGGUUGUGCCCCUCCUGUCAUCGCCCCCCCCCCCCCCCCCCCCCCCACUGCGUCAUCCUGUGGGCCCCUCUCUGGACCACACCAGGCCAAACAAACUGAUGAGUCAAAACUCUACUGAAACUGUCCAUGUGAUCCCCCAGGGUCCCUGGAGUCCGCUCUAGGUCUGAUCUCAACAGUACUGUAACCAGCUCAAAUACAAACGAUCUUAGGUACUCUCCAGCCUUUUCAUGUGGUUCAGUCCACCAUGACACAAGGCUUUAACAUACAGAGGAAGCAUACUGAAACCUUGUACGGAUGGGCUAAUUGCAGUUGUUAUAUCUCUCAGUGAGACUGCGGUAAUUUUCAAUACUAUAUUGUUAACAUAUACCUCCGCUAUGUCAGUGGCCAGACGGGGUCUUUAAGGGAGUCCACUCACUGGUCUAUGUAGUGGGAUAUCCAGAGGCCCCUCAGUUGUACAGUUAUUUGUAAAUUCAAUUGUUAUCAGGACUGGGUUUUACUGAGCCCUCUUGUGAUGGACCUCUAAGUCCUUACAUUGCAAACUAAAACGCUGACAAAUAAUCUUCAAACUCAGUACUUCAAGUUCAAAUUUGCAAGCAUUACGUUGUGUACAUACAGAAAAACAUUUCACAAGGGUAUAAUAAAGGUGCAGAUGUAUUAUUUAAAAUGUUUUAAACAAUUAGACUGUGGUAUUAAAGGGCAUGUGUUUAUUUACAGUGACUCCAUUUGAUUUUCUUGCAUAUUUGCGAUAAUAAAAGGAUGUACUGUACA
Molecule: messenger RNA, 5005 nt
Organism: Osmerus eperlanus (European smelt)
Lineage: Eukaryota; Metazoa; Chordata; Actinopteri; Osmeriformes; Osmeridae
Product: BTB/POZ domain-containing protein kctd15
Exons: 6
Coding region: 871-1749 (292 amino acids)
Biological process (GO): protein homooligomerization
Molecular function (GO): protein binding
Source: RefSeq, a predicted model, not a curated record